GGAUAUAUUGAUGGGCAAUGAUUAUCGCCGAGUCGCACGAUCGAAAUGGAUCCUUGAAUAGUCACCAGACCAUGUCUUGAGCUAUACCUGUCCUGCGUACCAAUAAGUAACGAAAUUAAGCCACAUCGUUCUCUUAAUGCUGCGCAAUUGCGAGUUUUUUUUUUUUUUAUUCCAGCAAAAAAAAAAUCAUUGUCUGGGUGCAAGUCUCGGUGUACAACGUACGCCACAGCUUGGGAACAUAGACGAGUUGGCGCAAUCGAAAGUGACACAAAUUCUUGGGGCUCUGAGCUACAUCGACGGUAAGACACCCAGAAAGAUGAAACACGUGAGAAUCGGAGAGCAGGAGGAUGACCCAGGGGAAACUGAACAACUUCCGGUCAAACGGGAACUUGAAGGAGGUGAUACUAAAGUAGAGAUGAGUAGCAACACCGGAACUAAGCAUUGGGCGACCGGUAACUUCAUCAGCGUCGUAACAUGGCAGUGGUUAACACCGCUGUUCCGCACCGCCAAGAAACGCGGACUUAACGACAACGACCUCUAUCCCAUCUUGCCCGUGGACUCAGCGGAGAAAAACGCCAAGAUCUUUGCUCAGUUAUGGGAGGAAGAGAUAAAACAUCACGGUGGUGACGCGGUCAAAGCAUCACUGGGACGCGUCAUUCUGCGGUUCGUAUCGUGGCGUAUUCUCGGCAGUAUGCUCAUGGUUAUAUUAUCCCAAUUGGUCAUAUUUCUUCUUUCGUCCGUUUCCAUCCGUGGUCUUAUUCAAUUUUCCGAGGAUGCGACUGCGCCCGUUUACCGCGGUAUUCUGUAUGCGGUCAGCGCUAUGCUCUUCACAAUGCUCUACAACAUUAUCCUCAAUGCAAACUACCUCAUCGGGGCUAGCACCGCGGUGCGGCUACGAGGCGGCGUGGUGGCGUUAUUACUACAGAAGGUUCUGCGGCUGCGUGGUCUUCACAAUACAUCGAUGGGCGAGAUUGUAAAUCUAUGUGUCAACGAUGCGAAUAGACUCCAUGAUGGAGUGGUGUAUACACCUUAUGUCGUUGGAGCGCCCGUGUCAUUCAUUUGCGCAUGCGUAUUCACGACUUACAUAAUGGGCAAAUCAGCUUUGAUUGGGAUGUUGGUCUACGCGCUCACAUACAUCGUACAGUUCGCAUUAACAGGAGGCAAGGUGAUCUACCGUGCACGCAUGAUGAAAGAGACGGAUAAACGAGUUCACAUCAUCAGUGAGAUGCUGACUAACAUCAAGUUCAUCAAGAUGUAUGCAUGGGAAGAUUGCUUUGAGAAGAAGGUCAAUGAACUCCGCCGAAGUGAACUACGACAUCUCGUUGGUUUGCGCAUCCUUAGUGGUAUCGAAAAGAGCCUCAUCAUAUCUGUACCAAUAGUAGCUGUAGUAACCACAAUCAUGUUCAAACUCUAUCUCAAAGAGAGUCUUUCCCCAGACCAGGUGUUGACCUAUUUAGCCGUCAUCUACAGUAUACGUUCGAUGCUCAACAUGUCUCAGUAUGGUUUUCAAUACUUGAGUGAUAUCCUGGUGUCCAUACCACGUAUCAAGAACUUGCUGAUUCAAGAUGAGAUACUACCCAUCACAGACAGUGUCAAUGACCGGUCGAAUGCGAUCGAGAUGAACUCGGUGUCGGCUGCUUGGGAUGACUGCAGUAAAGACAAGAAGACUCAAUGCGAUACAGCUCGGGAUACAGAAGAUCAUGACUUCCUAGACAGAGGAAAUGUUCCAUCAUCAAACCUCUAUGGAGCAUGCGCAUUGAAUGAUGUAUCGGCGGCAGUCAAAAAGGGAUCUCUUGUUGGUAUAUGCGGUAGUUUAGGAAGUGGUAAAACCAGCUUACUACACACCAUACUGCAACAGACACACAUCCUUGAAGGGUCCAUAGCUGUAUCAGGGUCUUUGGCAUACACCUCCCAACAACCUGAUAUCUUCAACGCAACAUUACGUGAGAACAUCACCAUGUUCGGCGACCAUUGUGAAGAUGAAGUCGAGACUAAGGACGAUGCUGAGAGAGUUCACAGAGAAGAGAGAUACUGGGAAGCGGUCAGGGUAUGUUGUCUGAGUGACGAAAUCGCGGCGCUUCCGUGCGGUGAUCGUACGGAGAUCGGCGAGCGUGGUGUCAACCUGAGUGGAGGACAGAAGCAUCGUGUGAGUCUGGCUCGAGCUGUGUACGCUGAUCGAGACAUCUACUUACUGGAUGAUCCGUUGAGUGCUGUGGAUACAAGGGUAGCAGAACACAUCUACACAGAGUGCCUCGCAGGUAUCCUCAAGGAGAAGACCGUACUCUUGGUCACAUCUAACCUACAGUACCUGAGCAAAUGUGACGAGGUGAUUGUUAUCAGCAAUGGACGGGUGAUCGAACAGGGUACACACACGCAGCUCAUGACAGAUGAAGCCGAGUAUGCUCGCCUUCUACGAACAUUUGGCUCUGACCACGACAAAACAGCAGACGACUACAUCAGCGUGCAGAACGACGACGAAAGCUGCACCGAUAACGGUGACCUCUUGGCAAAUUGCUCGACGAGAAAUAUGAAUGAAGAGUGUCUAGAAGAAAAGAUUAAGGGUCAGUUGGUAGACGCAGAGACUCACAAGCAGGGUGCAGUCAGCACAGGGACCUAUCUGGCCUAUUUCAAAUACGCAGGAGGUGUCCUUCCAUGCUUAUUUUCUUUAUUCUUAUAUAUUCUAUCACCAGCGAGCGCUGCAUUCAACAACGUCUGGCUAAGUCAUUGGCUCAGCGCGGGCAGUGGCAUCCCUCAAAAUGACACCCAUCAGUCAGAAGAUGAACAAGAUAUUCUGAAGAAUCCUGAAUUCCAUUUUUACAGGGAUAUCUAUCUGUAUAGCUUUCUGAGUGUGUUUGUAGUAUGUAGUCUUAGCAUAGUUUAUUACGUAAUGAUUACGCUGAGGGCGUCGUUCAACCUUCAUCGAUCCCUCUACAGGCAGGUCUUCAGUUGCCCGAUGGAAUUCUUUGAUACCACUCCAUCGGGAAGGGUCCUGAAUCGUUUCUCUCGUGACAUUGAUGAAGCAGAUAAUGAAGUCCCGAACGCUCUCGAGACGGCCCUCUGGACAUUUCUCAGUGUGUUUGCAGGUAUUGUUAUUGUCAUCAUGGUCUUUCCCUGGUUUAUCGUCUUUGUUGCCAUUAUUGCUAUUGUCCUUGUGUAUUUGUCUCGAAUGUUUCUACCAGCUAUUCGUGAUAUCAAACGUAUUGAAAAUAUCAAACGAUCACCGCUCAUCGGACACGUUAAAGCUACAGUCGAGGCUCAGACUACCGUCCGGGCAUUUGGCAUGGGAGAACUCUUCGUUAAACGCUGUAACAAGCUUUUAGACGCCAGCGCUGUUCCAAAAAUGCUGUUUUUACUGGGUCCACGAUGGUUGGCAUUUAGACUGGACCUAUGCGUAGCAGUAGCCCAACUGCUACUUGGUCUAUCUGUCGUUUUUACACACAACACUACUGCUGCCGCUUUUGCCGGGUUGGCUCUUGCCUACUCUGUACAGUUUUUAGGAACAUUUCAAUUUUCUGUUCGAAUCUUCACCUUUACACAGGCCCGUUUCACAUCCAUUGAACGCAUCACCGAGUAUAUAAAAAGAUUGAUACCUGAGGGGGGCACCGGGAAAAAGCAUAUAUCAAAAAGUGAUAUUGAUAGUUGGCCCAAACAUGGAAAUAUCACAGUUGAUUCACUUCAACUCAAAUAUCGAGACAACCUUCCGAUUGUAUUGAAGGAUAUUUCCUUCCAUGUUAAUUCUAAAGAGAAAAUUGGAAUCAUUGGAAGAACUGGAUCAGGCAAAUCGUCCAUUGCAGUAGCGCUUUUCCGUCUCGUCGAAGCAACCUCUGGCAGAAUCCAUAUCGAUAACCUCGACAUUGGUAGCAUCCGUAUCAGGGAACUUCGUUCACGUAUCUCUGUGAUUCCUCAGGAUCCUGUUCUCUUUACAGGAACUCUUCGUUUCAACCUAGAUCCAUACGAUCAGUACUCCGACGCUCAGAUUUGGGAUGCUUUGGAUAAAACAUACAUGAAAAAAAGCAUUGCUGGUAUCCAACAACAACUUGAAGUCCGGGUGACGGAAAAUGGCUCUAACUUUUCCUCUGGAGAAAGACAACUUCUCUGUCUAGCAAGAGCUCUCCUGCGCAACUCUACGAUACUGUUCCUUGACGAAGCGACUGCGGCUGUUGAUGCUGAAACAGACAGUCUGGUCCAAAGUACAAUCAGAACAGCUUUUUCAAACUGCACAGUUCUGACCAUAGCCCAUCGUCUUCACACAGUCCUAGACUCUGACCGUAUUCUUGUCUUAGAAGAUGGUACCGUCCUGGAGAUGGAUACUCCAGCAGCACUUCUUGCCAACCCAGACUCCAGACUAAACGCUCUCUUGAGCUCAGGACAAGACGUUUCCGUCAAUAAAACCAACCAUUGUGGACACAAUUAGAACAUUUCCUAUGAGCAGGAUAAGAGUGAAGGAUGUGGGACUAGGCCAUAAUGUGUAGAUUUCAGCUUUGACACUUCUGUUUAGGAUGGAAGACAGGGUAAAGCCCAAUGGUAAUAAAAUAACCGGCUUAUUGAUCCAAGACCCAAUCUGAUAAUACAGCUCAUACUGCUUGCUCAUUUUUCCUUUGUUGGGGGGUAUCUCAUUGAUAUAUUACGUAAUGUGUGUCUCCUUUCAAGAUUUGGUAAGGGGUAGCUAGGUUUCGAGUUAGAUGUAAAUAAGGGUUGCUUUUUUUAGGAGAGCGGGGGGUGGGGGGGGGGGGGGGGUCCCAUAAAUAUAAAGGCAAUGUGUGUCCCCUUUGAAGAUUUUGUAAGGGGCAGUUUUCGAGAUUGAUUUACGUCAGGUUUUUUUGCGUCAUGUCAAAAGAAUAUACAAUAAAAAGAAAAUAACAAAUUCAUUAACAUAUACGGAAUACACUGAUUACAUUACGCAAGACACAUCAUAUGGUAUUAAAUUGAAAAAGAACAACAAAAAGAACGGAAGAAUGUACAUCGAAGUAAACAAAAACAGAGAAACAGACGGCUGGAUAGCCCAUUCUCAGUUGCAACUUGCAUAGUGCAGCUGGUCUUCUAUGGGAACCAGAAAGAAAAAGAAGAAAAAGGAGUCGAAAACGAAGAAGAAAAUGGAAGAAUAAAAAGCAAGACAAACAACAUACAAAUAAAGAGAACAGUGGUAUUUAAAAUAAAAUGAUAUUAAGGUCUCACGGUAUUAUUUAAAUUACGUGUGAAAGAGAUCAUUGAAAUAAGCAUAGAGAUGUGCAGUUGCGAAUAGGUUGGGGAAUGCUGUUGUUAUAGUGUUGUAUAACUUAGCCUCCCUGUAGUAUAAAAAGCGUUUGCAGUUGUCUGUUCGGCGUUUGGGAAGAGAAACAUUAUUGUAUUAUAGAUGAUAAGGCCUGGGGUAUAAAAUUUGUUUUCAGUUAAAUAAUUUGGCGUCAUGUUAUAGAGGAUUUUAAACAUCAUAACACGAGUACGGAAUUUUUGGCGAGAUUUUAUAGUCUCCCACCGCAGUAUAAAGUAACAGAAACAUGUAAUGGAGCUGAUCUUCCAUGGGGACCAGAAAAGAAAAAGAAAAAGAAGACGAGGAAGAAGAAAAACUAGUAGAAAAAAAAGGAGAAGAUGGAAAAACACAAGACCAAAUAAAACAAAACAAGAAGAACAAUGGUAUCUAUUAAUAAAAAGUACUAAGAGGCUGUUUGAUGCAUGUGGUGAUUUUGGUACCCAGAGGAAUAUUUUGCACAAAGGCCCUACAAUGGACAUUAAUAAUGUUAAAGCAAUGAUUAAAUUGCUUCUCGAAUGUGGUGACAAGGCUCCGACUUUCGUUGCAAAGGACCUGAACAGGCUCCCGCCUGUUAGUUUUGACAGCCUCGAUGUGUCAGCCUUGCUGGGAAGACUUCAGAAACUAGAGGGUGAAAUGACAGCACUGAAGAAAUCUGUUAUGUGCCAGGCAAAAGUUACUGAGGAUAUUCAACUAUAGUUACAUCCGAGAUGGAUUCACGUGUGUCGGCUAUAUAUCUCUACGGUACGUGCAAUAAGCUUCUAGUUCCACGCCCACCAUGUCUACUGUACCAGUACCACAAGAAGUGCGGAGUGAGGAUCUUUGGAGCCAGGUGGUACGUCGGGGUGGGAAACGUAAGGCCCCUUAUAUUGAGCCCAACUCUAGCCAGGCCCAAAAACAACCCCAGGAAAGGCCACAGCCCAAAAAGAAGCCGGGUAUAGUUGGGACAGCCACUGUAGGGAAAAUACAAGCUGUCAAGACUAAGAAGGUCAAUGUCUUUGCUACUCGGUUCGACCCUGAUCUUGAUUCUACCAUACUACAGGAGUACCUAAACGAAAGGCUGAAUGACUCUGUUAAGUGUCGAAAGAUAGAAAAGGAGAAAGCUCGUUUCUCAUCGUUCCAGGUUACCGCUUUAUGCAAUGACGUCGGAGAUGUAUGCACCUGAUAUCUGGCCAGAUGGUAUUUUUGUUAGGAGGUUCUAUGAGCCUCGGAAGCAGGGGUCUGUGACACUUUUAGAGUCUUCUGGACCUGUGAGCAGUAGUCAUUCAAUACUCGAAGAGAAGACCCAGAGAGAGCCCUAGCUUGGAUUAUGCUAACCUUUUUAAAUUAACUUCGAUUGUGUUAGUUAUAAUUGUCGUGGGCUGCGUCUUGGGCAGAGCAGUGCAGAGAAAUCUCGUCGUCUUGUCAUUGAAAAACUAUUUCAGGAUGAGGUAGACAUCGUCUGUCUUCAAGAAACUUGGUUAGCUAAGCAAGAUUUAAAUGGAAAUAACUCUUUACAUUCGUUAUAUCAUGGUAUUGGUGAAUCUACUACAGAUCUCAGAAAUGGUCUGGUUCGGGGUCGUAUACCGGCCUGGUGGGGUGGCUAUACUCUGGCACACUAGAUAUGAACACUUAAUUAGUGAAGUUAGAUUAAAUGUUGAUUGGGCUGUAGGGAUUGAAUUCAAAACUGAUGAUAAGAAAUUUGUCAUCAUUAAUAUAUACACUCCUUAUGAGUGUCCUGUAAAUGAAAGUGAUUAUCUUGAGAAAAUAGGAUUUAUUGCGGCGGUUAUUUCUGAGCUAGACACUACCAGUGUUUAUGUGGUAAGUGAUUGGAAUGCAGACAUAUCUGACAAUAGUUCCUUAUUUGGAAAUCAUUUGAGACAAUUUUGUUGUGAUAAUAAUUUUGUGUUAUCAAGUCUGCAUUAUUUACCUGCAGAUAGUUACACUUAUGUUAGUGAAGCAUGGCAUAUACCACGUCAUGGUUGGACCAUUGUAUAUGUACAGCAGAUGCUAAUGCCUCUAUAGAGAAGAUGGAAAUUAUGUAUAGAUUUGCUACAACUGAUCAUAUUCCUAUUAAUUUAUCAAUUGAUGUUGACAAUUCGCCUGGGCAACGUGAUUCAGGCAUGGCUAACACUGUACAUAAAGGCAGGCUAGAUUGGACUAAGAUUGAUAUAAAUCGUAGGUAUAAUUAUUGCUGUGAUACUAUGCUUGAGGGAAUUAAUGUACAUGCACACAAUGCUUUUUUAUGUCGAGAUUCUAAUUGUGUGAACAAUGAACAUGUUAAUUAUGUAUUUAAUACAUAUGAUGAUAUUGUGAAAUGCUUAUGUGAUGCUAGUGAAUCUCUAUAUCACUGUAAAAACAAGGUUCAUAAUACUAGGCCUGGCUGGAAUGAGCAUGUGUCAGAGCUCCACUCUGCUGCUCAUGAGGCUCACCUACUCUGGGUUGAAGCUGGCAAAACACACAGGGACGGUUAUUUGAGCUAAAAAAUGAGGGCCAAUGCACGAUUCAAGUAUGCUCGCCGUUUUAUUAAGAAUAAUGAGAAAGUCAUGCGGGCGGACUCUGUUGCUCGUAAUUGCAGGGUAAAAGUUAUUAUGAAUUUUGGAAAGAAAUUAAAUGUGUUAAUAAUAGUAAAGCGCCUCUUCCAACUAAUAUUGAAGGUAUCUCUAGUGAUGAAAAAAUAAGUGAAUUGUGGUGUAGCCAUUAUAAGGAUUUGUUUAAUUGUGUACAGAGUACGGUGCAGCUAGGAUGUUACUAAUGUUGACUUUGAUGUAAAUAUGGUUAUCUCUCCUGAGGAGGUUAAAGAAGCUAUUAGAAAAUUAGAUGACAAUAAGUCAUGUAGCCUUGAUACUAUAACAGCUGAACAUUUAAAGUUUGCAAGUCCGAAACUCAUGCCCUUGCUUGCAAUGUGCAUUUCCGGAUUUUCGAUUCAUGGUAUCUUACCAGAUAGUAUGAUUUCCGUUGUUUUGGUGCCGGUGUGACCGCGCCGUUUGUCCUACCAGUUUCGUUUGUCCGUCGGACAUAAUAUGCGGUAUGCUAUCCGCACAUUCUGUCCCCCCAUUGUUUUACGUGUAUAUUUGAUAAAAGGAAGCAACUCGGCAAAUCAA
Strongylocentrotus purpuratus (purple sea urchin) is the source of this 8328-nucleotide messenger RNA. Its product is annotated as multidrug resistance-associated protein 5-like. NCBI's taxonomy places the organism in Eukaryota, Metazoa, Echinodermata, Echinoidea, Camarodonta, Strongylocentrotidae. The record is from RefSeq and is a predicted model, not a curated record. Gene Ontology annotation, cellular component: membrane. The transcript is spliced from 10 exons. Gene Ontology annotation, biological process: transmembrane transport. The coding region runs from base 137 to 4414 and encodes 1425 amino acids. Gene Ontology annotation, molecular function: ABC-type transporter activity; ATP hydrolysis activity; ATP binding.